Messenger RNA from Seminavis robusta, 1058 nucleotides. The record is from the annotation of a GenBank genome assembly. Lineage: Eukaryota; Bacillariophyta; Bacillariophyceae; Naviculales; Naviculaceae.
AUGUUUCCUGUCCUGUCCUCGUCAAGAAACCAUGCGGUUGCUUCCUUGCUGAUACCUUGCCUUAUCUUGCUCUCUUUAGCGAGAACAGUUCAUUCGUUUCAACCAAGCAAAUUGUUACGGCAUACUAUCGCUUUGGAUACCCCACACCCCCACUUCUUGGCCAAAACAAGUGAUGAUACGGAAACGACAAAACAGAAGCGAGCCAAAGGAGUCUAUGUUCGACCCUCCGCGGUGAUUGAGAAAGGAUCUGGGUUCUUCUUUCCGGGGCUCGAAGGGCCACGAGUGCGGCUGUUUACCGGCACGGCCUUGUUGGCAGUGACGGCAAUAAACCAUGUUCUGACCGAGAACAGCAGUGGAUUUUCCGAAGCUCUGGCAGUCUUUUAUAGCUUUUUGGUAUUAUUUCAAGGCGUCAUUGAAUCGGUCAAGGAUGGGCGAGUGGAAACCAUUGCUUCCAGGGACGAGUCAUCCGUCCCCACGCAACAGCAAUUGUCUCAACAAUGGAGCAGUACCGCAACAGAAGGGCAGGACAAGGUCGAAUGGGCAGCUGCCUCCUUUCUAGCUCUGACUCCGGCUACACACAUGAUGCUGCUGCGACGAGACAAUGACAAUGAUCCAUUCAUAUACUAUUCGUUGGGACCUGAUAAGCCGUCAACCAAUUCAGAGAAGAUUGCUUCUGCUGCCAUGGCAGCACUCGAUACGGCCAAAGCCUCUCAGGGAGGAAGGGUGGCGCUGCCAGUAGAUCAUCCUGCUGCUGUUGGCUUGAUUGACAAUCCACAAAACCGACGAUGCGUCAUUCUCCAACAAGUAAGCAGCACACCCGAUAUGUGUUGGAUGGUGGCUUCCAAUGAUUUGUUGGCUAGUUUUACCAAGGGUGACUUGCAAUGGCUGGGGCAAAUGGCUACAUUUGUCCUGGACUAGACUAGCUAGCUAGAUGGGACCAAGUGAAUUGCACAAACAACAAAUUGCGAGAAUGAGGAGCAAUGCGUGUUCUCAGAGCAACAGUUCGAGGACCUAUAUUCCCUCUCUCGGCAAAGAAGUAAUUGCUAGCUAGCAUGGUC